This is a messenger RNA of Salvia hispanica, 1721 nucleotides long. RefSeq names its product cytochrome P450 CYP72A219-like. NCBI's taxonomy places the organism in Eukaryota, Viridiplantae, Streptophyta, Magnoliopsida, Lamiales, Lamiaceae. The record is from RefSeq and is a predicted model, not a curated record. Gene Ontology annotation, molecular function: iron ion binding; monooxygenase activity; oxidoreductase activity, acting on paired donors, with incorporation or reduction of molecular oxygen.
AAAAAGAAAAUGCAAUGGAUCUACAGCAUAGUUGCUGCAGCUUGUUUCGCCAUAGCAAUUGUCCUAACAUACGCAUGGAGAUUACUAAAUUGGGCCUAUCUGAGGCCAAAGAGACUGGAGAAGAUCCUGAGGAAGCAGGGGCUAAAUGGUAAUUCCUACACACCGGUCUCCGGCGACAUGAAGGAGAUGGUGAAGACGAUGCAAGAAGCCAACUCCAAACCCAUCUCUCUUGACGAUGACAUCAAGCCAAGAUUGCAAGCUUUUCUCCUCAAAACCAUCCAUAAACACGGAAAGGAUUGCUUUUACUGGAAAGGGCCAACACCAGUAGUCGUCAUCACAGAAGCCGAACUAAUCAAGGAAGUUCUAAACAAGAGCUCGGUUUACGAGAAGCCGAAGGUGCUGAAUCCAGUGGUGAGGAUGUUCCCUCGAGGCCUCUUCAGCCAUGAGAAGGAAAAAUGGGCCAAACACAGGAAAAUCAUCAACCCUGCUUUCCAUGUUGAGAAGCUCAAGAUGAUGGUACCGGCGUUCCAUUUGAGCUGCGAUGAGGUGUUGGGGAAAUGGGAGAAGCUUGUGGCGGAGGAAGGGUGGUGUGAGGUGGAUGUUUACCCUUAUUUGGAGAGUGUAACGAGCGAUGCGAUUUCAAGAACUGCGUUCGGGAGCAGCUACGAAGAAGGGAGAAGGGUGUUCGAGCUUCAAAAGGAGCAAGCUGCGCUUAUCUUCAAGGCGAUGCAAUCGGUGUAUAUCCCCGGAUCAGGAUUUCUUCCAACAAAAAGGAACAAAAGGAUUAAACAAAUCUAUGAAGAAGUGAGGUCCAACAUCCGUGGCCUAAUCGAUAAAAGAGUGGAAGCAAUGAAAGCAGGGGAAGCUAUCAACACAGACUUGUUGGGGUUGAUGUUGGAGUCCAAUUUUCAAGAAAUCGAGCAAAAUGGUAGUAAUAGCAAGUUUGGAUUAACGAUUGAUGAAAUAAUCGAAGAGUGCAGACUGUUCUACUUCGCAGGGCAAGAAACCACUUCAACAUUGCUCGUUUGGACAUUGAUUUUGUUGAGUAGGCAUCCCGAUUGGCAGGCGAAAGCCCGGGACGAGGCCGUCCGUGUCUUCGGACACGACGGAAACCCGACUCCCGAAGGCAUAAAUCGCCUCAAAAUCGUGACGAUGAUUUUGCACGAGGUGCUGAGGCUUUACUCGCCCGUGCUUGCCUUGGAGCGGAGCGUUGGGACGGAGACGAGGCUGGGGAGGCUGACUCUCCCGGCCGGGGUCCGGGUGUCGUUGCCGGUCAUGUUGGCGCAGCAUGACGUCCGGACUUGGGGCGAGAAUGGGGCGGAGUUUGAUCCGGAGAGGUUUAGUGAGGGGGUGACGAAUGCGGGGGGUUUGUUUAUUCCGUUCGGGUGGGGGCCGCGGAUAUGCAUCGGGCUGAAUUUUGCGUUGAUCGAGGCGAAGUUGGUGCUCUCGAUGAUGUUGAUGCGGUUCAGUUUUGAGCUCUCGCCGUCGUACACGCAUGCUCCAGUGGGUGGGCUCACGACGCGGCCGCAACAUGGGGCUCAUUUGCGUCUGCGCAAACUUUAGAGCCCGCACGGUUUUAUUUUUCUUUUUGUUUUUCUAAAAGGGAUCAACAAUGAUUCUUCAUCUAUCCCUUUAGCCAACUGAGGCCAUGGUUAUUAUUCGAUGUGUGCACUAGAUAAAUUCGUACAUUAUUAAUAAAAUAAUUUAUGUGUUUUUAUGCC